Messenger RNA from Drosophila innubila, 1078 nucleotides. Its product is annotated as ubiquitin-conjugating enzyme E2 4. The record is from RefSeq and is a predicted model, not a curated record. Gene Ontology annotation, molecular function: ubiquitin conjugating enzyme activity. The transcript has a single exon. NCBI's taxonomy places the organism in Eukaryota, Metazoa, Arthropoda, Insecta, Diptera, Drosophilidae. Gene Ontology annotation, cellular component: nucleus. Bases 218 to 955 code for a protein of 245 amino acids. Gene Ontology annotation, biological process: protein polyubiquitination.
UACUUCAAAACUUAUAGAAUUAAAAUAGUCUCGAGUUGUGGGUUCAUUGUAGUAACUGUGGUGACUAAAAUCAGCUCGGAUAUGGAAUGAUGUGAGCAAAGCGCAAAGCAAAAAAACAAAAACAACAAAUUUCCAUUAACAACAAAUUCCAAAAAAAAAAAAUAAACAAAAACAAAUUUUCUAAAUUGCACAACCGUUAAAGUUACGACCCAGAAGAAUGUCGAGCAAGUCAUCGAUUGUGGUGUCUCCAUCGAAGACCAAGCCGAUUGCAGAGAAAGCCGCUGAGGAGGAAGGCAAUGUGGCAACGCCACCUGGCGAUGAGAAUGAGCCGAGUACGAGUCAAGGGCAGGUGCGCAAUCAAGCGGAGAGCGGCGGAAGCGUUAGCGACAGUUCCAAGGUUGCCAUAUCUCAGCAUCAGUUGAACGGACCCGUGAUGCGAAUAAAGCGGGAGCUGAGCGAGAUCACAAAGAAUCCGCCGCCAAACUGCAGUGCCGAGAUGCACAAGGAGGAUCUGUUCCAUUGGAAGGCAACGGUGAACGGUCCGAGCGGUAGCGUCUAUGAGGGUGGUAUCUUCAAGCUGGACAUUCGUUUUCCCGGCGCAUAUCCAUUCCGUCCGCCACAGAUUCGCUUUGUGACCCGCAUCUAUCACUGCAAUGUGGACAGUCGGGGUGUCAUCUGCCUCGAUGUGCUCAACGAGCGCUGGUCACCCGUCAUGAAUAUUGCCAAGGUACUGCUCUCGAUUUGGGUGCUCAUCGGUGAAUGUAAUCCACAUGAUCCGCUUGUCAUGGGCAUUGCCGAGCAAUACAAAUGCAAUCGCAAGGAGCACGACAAGAUUGCACGCUAUUGGACCAAGAGAUUUGCGAUGCCCAAACCCAAAUCCAAGCAGGAGCAGGAGGACGAGGAGAAGGAGGAGCAAUCACAGGAGCCAAGCAGCUCCACAGAGAAUCCCAAUUAAAUUAAAAGAAGUAAAGUGUUUGAGCGCACAGUGAGAGAGAGAGAGAGAUAGAGAAAGAGAGAGAGAGAGAGAGAGAGAGAUAGAGAGAGAUUUCCACAAUAAAAACAGUUACUGUACCAAGUA